UGAAAUUUUUUUUUUUACGUCAGCCCUGGUUGCCUGCUGGUAGAUUACGCGACCGUGUUAAUAUCUGGUUUUCUAUAAUUCUUCAAUAAAAUUGUAUGCGACACCAGACAUGCAUAAGGUCCUGAGACAAAUAUCCCAGCUGAGGCUGCAUUCGAAACCGCUGCUAGAGCCUAGCUCUGGCAACGCCAUACAAUCCCUUGCUGUCGUUCCUGCAGUUCAUCAUCCCAUGCUGACGGGAGGCCAAGUUUCAGUCAGCGCUAGUCGAGAUCUGCACACAGCUGCCGGAUCUGGUGGGCUUUGUGCCAAAUGGAAUAAAAACAACCACGGGCCACGCAAAUGGCUGGAAUACAACAAAACAGUUCAUCCACCUCAGCAAAAUGAUGAAGAGCCGCGCAAGGCUUAUGUCUGUCACAUGCGGAGUAAUAUCAAAUACAGUCCAGACAAGAUGUGGUACAUUGCUGCCUUCGUUCGAGGCAUGAGUGUGGAUGAGGCCUUAAAACAGCUCAAUUUUGUUCUCAAAAAGGGAGCCACAGAUGUCAGAGAAACCAUACUGGAGGCCCAAGAAAUGGCUGUGCACAAUCAUAAUGUGGAAUAUAAAAGCAAUUUGUGGAUAGCCGAAUCGUUUGUGGGCAAGGGACGCGUGUUUAAGGGCAUGCGACGACAUGCCCGCGGUCGUUACGGUCAUGUGGAGUACAAGCAUUGCCAUUACUUUGUCCGCCUGGAGGAGGGUGAACCGCCAGUGCAUUAUUACCAGGAGCCCCAAACACCGCAACAGCAAUAUGACCAAUGGAUGGAACAGAUGCGCAGUCGAAAAAUUAUCAAUUCGUUGUAGGAAUCCUCUUCUUCCCAAUCCCAAUCCCGAUGCCAAUCCUCAUCCUCCCUCCUCUAUCAUUUACAAACUUUUGUGUUACAAUAUGGAAACUUGUUUAAUAAAUUACCAAAUCAAAAAAGAA
This is a messenger RNA of Drosophila willistoni, 953 nucleotides long. RefSeq names its product 39S ribosomal protein L22, mitochondrial (gene mRpL22). Gene Ontology annotation, molecular function: structural constituent of ribosome. Lineage: Eukaryota; Metazoa; Arthropoda; Insecta; Diptera; Drosophilidae. The coding region runs from base 110 to 832 and encodes 240 amino acids. Gene Ontology annotation, biological process: ribosome assembly; translation. The transcript is spliced from 3 exons. The record is from RefSeq and is a predicted model, not a curated record. Gene Ontology annotation, cellular component: mitochondrial large ribosomal subunit; ribosome.